CGACUCCUUGGCGCUGGCUGGACCUCGCAUUCUCCCGGGCUCCGCGCAUCGGGCGCGCUCCAGCCAGUGUACUGGAAUCUUCAAUGGCUGGAGAAGGAGUGAUCAGAAGACCGAGAUGAAUUUUAACACUAUUCUAGAAGAGAUUCUUAUUAAAAGGUCACAGCAGAAAAAGAAGACAUCGCCCUUAAACUACAAAGAAAGACUUUUUGUAUUAACGCAGUCCAUGUUGACCUACUAUGAGGGUCGGGCAGAGAAAAAAAACAGAAAGGGAUUUAUUGAUGUUUCAAAGAUCAAGUGUGUGGAAAUAGUAAAGAAUGAUGAUGGUGUCAUCCCCUGUCAAAAUAAAUAUCCAUUUCAGGUUGUUUAUGAUGCUAACACACUUUACAUUUUUGCACCUACUCUACAAAGCAGAGACCGGUGGGUGAAGAAGUUAAAAGAAGAAAUAAAGAACAACAAUGAUAUUAUGAUUAAAUAUCAUCCUAAAUUCUGGACAGAUGGAAGUUAUCAGUGUUGCAGACAAACUGAAAAACUUGCACCUGGGUGUGAAAAAUAUAAUCUUUUUGAGAGUAGUAUAAGGAAAGCACUGCCUCCAGCACCAGAAACAAAGAAGCGAAGGCCUCCCCCCCCAAUUCCACCUGAAGAAGAAGAUAAUAGUGAAGAAAUAGUUGUAGCUAUGUAUGAUUUCCAAGCAACAGAAGCACAUGACCUCAGAUUAGAGAGAGGCCAAGAGUAUAUCAUAUUAGAAAAGAAUGACAUUCACUGGUGGAGAGCAAGAGACAAAUACGGGAGUGAAGGAUAUAUCCCAAGUAACUAUGUUACAGGAAAGAAAUCAAACAACUUAGAUCAAUAUGAAUGGUAUUGCAGAAAUACAAACAGAAGCAAAGCAGAGCAGCUCCUCAGAAAUGAAGAUAAAGAAGGUGGUUUUAUGGUAAGGGAUUCCAGUCAACCAGGCUUGUACACAGUGUCCCUUUACACAAAGUUUGGCGGUGAAGGCUCAUCAGGCUUCAGACAUUAUCAUAUAAAGGAAACAACAACAUCCCCAAAGAAGUAUUACCUGGCAGAAAAACAUGCAUUUGGUUCAAUUGCUGAGAUUAUUGAAUAUCAUAAGCACAAUGCAGCAGGACUUGUCACAAGGUUGCGGUAUCCAGUGAGUGCAAAGGAAAAGAACGCACCAACCACUGCAGGAUUCAGUUAUGAAAAAUGGGAAAUUAACCCUUCAGAGCUAACCUUCAUGAGGGAGUUGGGGAGUGGACUGUUUGGAGUGGUGAGGCUUGGCAAGUGGCGAGCCCAGUACAAAGUGGCCAUCAAAGCCAUUAGGGAAGGUGCCAUGUGUGAGGAGGACUUUAUAGAAGAAGCCAAAUUGAUGAUGAAACUGACCCAUCCGAAGUUAGUACAGCUUUAUGGUGUCUGCACCCAACAGAAACCACUUUACAUUGUCACUGAGUUCAUGGAAAGAGGCUGCCUUCUGAAUUUCCUCCGACAGAGACAAGGACAUUUUAGCAAAGACUUGCUGCUGAGCAUGUGUCAGGAUGUGUGUGAAGGAAUGGAGUAUCUGGAGAGAAACAGCUUCAUCCACAGAGACCUGGCUGCCAGGAAUUGUCUAGUAAAUGAGGCAGGAGUUGUGAAAGUGUCUGAUUUUGGAAUGGCCAGGUAUGUUCUGGAUGAUCAAUACACAAGUUCUUCUGGUGCUAAAUUUCCUGUGAAGUGGUGUCCUCCUGAAGUGUUUAAUUACAGUCGUUUUAGCAGCAAAUCAGAUGUCUGGUCAUUUGGUGUUUUAAUGUGGGAAAUAUUCACUGAAGGCAGAAUGCCCUUCGAGAAAAACACCAACUACGAGGUGGUAACCAUGGUUACUCGAGGCCACCGACUCUACCCGCCAAAGUUGGCGUCCAAAUAUGUAUACGAGGUGAUGCUGCGAUGUUGGCAGGAGAAACCAGAGGGAAGACCUUCCUUUGAAGAUUUGCUGCGUACAAUAGAUGAACUAGUCGAAUGUGAAGAAACUUUUGGAAGAUAACUGUGACCAGUGGCUACCAGAUUCCAAAGCUCAAGGAACAAAUGGCAUUUUGUGGCUACUUUUAAUUUAUUUAGCACUUGGACAUGUAGAUGGUUUUACCUAUAAAGGAUACCUGAAGUAUUUGUUCCUAAGCCAGAUUUAGCUCUGUGACUGAAUCUUCCAGAUUAUGAAAAUACUGUCUUAGAAAUGGUGAUUAAAGGGGCUUACUUCUGCCCAUCCCAUAGGCGCAUGAGUGCCCAAUGGUGCUAGGUGUAGACCCCUGGAUUUGCCCAUUUUAGGGGUCUAAAUAGGGCCAUGAUAGCUGGUACCAGUGGAAGGCCAGCAUAUUCAAAAAGAAGGUUUUUAGAGUCAUGUUUCAGCAACCUUUCUCCGCUUUGACUUCUGCAGAAAUCUGGGGCUGGAGCAUUCUCUGGACUGUGGGUUCUAGAUGUACAAGGAACCCACCUUGGAU
This is a messenger RNA of Talpa occidentalis (Iberian mole), 2462 nucleotides long. RefSeq names its product tec protein tyrosine kinase (gene TEC). Gene Ontology annotation, biological process: adaptive immune response; tissue regeneration; integrin-mediated signaling pathway. The record is from RefSeq and is a predicted model, not a curated record. The transcript has 18 exons. Bases 116 to 2011 code for a protein of 631 amino acids. Lineage: Eukaryota; Metazoa; Chordata; Mammalia; Eulipotyphla; Talpidae. Gene Ontology annotation, molecular function: non-membrane spanning protein tyrosine kinase activity; protein binding; ATP binding.